CAGUUUGAAAUGGAUGACCCACGCCUAUUGGAAUUUGAAGAUUUGAUUCGCGUUUUCAUGGAGAGCAUAGCUCAUCUGGCCAUCCCAGACAUAUUCCCGUGGAUAAUGUACAUCUUGCCUGGCGCUCUCACCGGACUCAUCUUCCACCUCGACUUACAGAAAAAGAACAUAUAUAAAUUCCUUAAUUAUUUCAAUAAGGAGAUCGAGGAGCAUCGAGCCACUCUGGACCGUGAUUGCCCCCGGGAUUUAAUAGAUGGCUACCUGAUGAUGAUGGAGGAGAAGGCGGAAGAUCCUGACAAUACCUUCAGUGAGAAGGAUUUGGCGAUCUUAAUCCUCGAUCUGUUCCUCGCUGGGAGUGAGUCUUCGACCAUCACCCUCACCUGGAUGUUCUACUAUCUGGCCACCUACCCGGAGGUACAGCAGAAGAUGCAGGCAGAGAUAGAUGAGGUCCUCCCUAAGGGCACCCUGGCAACCCUCGAAGACAAGCUCAGAAUGCCCUACACGGAGGCGGUCAUACACGAGAUCCUACGUAAGUCUUCACUAGCAGCUACAGGCGUCCAGCAUGUAGCUACCAGAGACACUCAGCUGGGCGGCUACUUCAUCCCUAAGGGCACUAUUGUUAUGGGAGCACAAGAGACCGUACAUCACGACCCUCGGUACUGGGACCGUCCUGACGAGUUCCUGCCGGAGAGGUGGCUCGAUCAACAGGGGAAGUUCACCGCCAAGAAAGAAGGUUUUCUACCCUUCGGUGUGGGUAAACGCUCUUGUUUGGGCGAGGCUCUGGCGCGCAUGGAGUUGUUCAUCUUUUCCACUACGGUAUUCCAGAGCCUUAUCUUCUCUCAACCACCUGGCAAGAAGAUUGAUCUUCCUUAUGACCCAAAAGUUGUCUUCACCCACAACCCCAAGAUCCAGGAUGUCCUGAUCACCAUCCGGCCAGGAUUCUAAUGGAAAUAAUUAUACAUACCUGAGCUUUUGAUUUUUGUUAGUUAUAGCAGUAUUUUGAGUAUUAUUCCAAUAUAGCCUCCCACACUUUCACUUGCUACAGUCAGCGUUGUCAGUUCUCGCCUCCGAGAGUUGGGAAACGUUUUACCUUGCCCCUCUCCCAUCCCUGUUGCCACCUUCCACUCCUCCCCUCCUCACCCUCCCCCCACUAACCCUUCACCUUCCUCUCACACCGGCCCUCGGUCCUCCACUCCAUCCCGCAAUUGAAUGCUACCGAAGCGGGUUCAUAUUUCCGUGGAUCCCAACUCUGAGAUGAGUAUUGAUAAUAGGAAACAUUGAUAUUUGGUAGUGAAUCUACUACAUUCAGGAUAUUUAAGAACACUAAUGUAAAGGAACUAUAUUAUACAUAUUUGAAAAUCCAUAUCUGGAGGAGUGAAUGCUUCGGGUGCAGGUUUAUAACCCCGCGGUUCACAACUCUCGGAGAUUAAGAUUGACAAUGCCGACUGUAGCAGGUAGAAGUGUGGGAAGGGUGUACAUAUUUUAAGGGGUUCGAAUAUUGCACAGCACAAACAAAA
Molecule: messenger RNA, 1517 nt
Organism: Homarus americanus (American lobster)
Lineage: Eukaryota; Metazoa; Arthropoda; Malacostraca; Decapoda; Nephropidae
Product: cytochrome P450 2L1-like
Exons: 6
Coding region: 10-945 (311 amino acids)
Biological process (GO): xenobiotic metabolic process
Cellular component (GO): cytoplasm; intracellular membrane-bounded organelle
Molecular function (GO): iron ion binding; heme binding; oxidoreductase activity, acting on paired donors, with incorporation or reduction of molecular oxygen, reduced flavin or flavoprotein as one donor, and incorporation of one atom of oxygen
Source: RefSeq, a predicted model, not a curated record